GUUUGGUUGGCAGAUGCAGCACAGCGGAAUAUGCAGAAUAACGGCCCUUCAGGCACGCACAAAUUGCGGCCGGUGGCUAGUAAAUGGACACGUCCUCCUCCUCCUGCCAGAAACGCCGCCGAGUCGGGCAGUAUUUGUGAUGACCGAUGAGAUGACUGGCUGUCGAGUCAUGCAUCCAGCUGGUAGUAUAAGUAUCGACGCCAACGCCAUGCCAGCUUUGAUUACACCGUAGACGCACUGUAAUCAUGAUUGAAGUAGCUAACGCCAUCAAUGCGGAAGACCCAGGUGAAAGAUGGUGGACGUAUGACGCGAACGAGAAGCCCCCUCCCUUCGGUCAUGCUGUCAAGUCGUUUUGGGGGUUCGAUCCGGAGUAUGUGAACUUGAAUCAUGGGUCACUCGGGGCGCCGCCUCUACCCGUCCUGAAACGCUGCCAAGAGCUGACCAUGUUGGCGGAGAAUAAUCCUGAUAAAUCUCACCGCCUCACAUAUCUUCUGUUGCUCAACGAGGUUAGGAAACAUGCUGCAAAUGUUAUCGGAGCAGACCACGAAGAAGUUGUUCUCGCACCGAAUGCUCUGCAUGCGAUUACUACGGUUUUCGCAAACUUCGAGUGGAAACAGGGAGAUGUCAUCAUCGGCGCUAACACGGCGUAUAUCGCGGUCGAAGAUUCAAAAGCCAAGGAGCUCUACCAUGAGGCUUCGUUCAACGACACACCUCCGAGCUUAUAUGCUCAAUCAGACUUGCGCGUCGAGGAUAAGAAGAACAAACUUGUUAUAGUCCUUGAUUCCAUUACGCCUAUGCCGAGCGUCGCCUUGCCGUGGAAGGAGAUGGUUAAGAUUCGCAGGGAAGAAGGCGCGUGGAGCAUCGUCGAUGGUGCUCAGAGCAUCGGACAGGAGGCGCGCCCGCUUCUUCUUGACUUCUUCAUAUCGAACUGCCACAAAUGGUUCUAUGCGAAGCGCGGUUGCGCGUUACUCUACGUCCCCAAGAGGAACCAAUACAUCAUCCGAUCGUCCAUCCCAACUUCUGCACAGUAUAUCGCGAGAAAUGACCUGGACUGCGUCGAUGUCAAGCUUCGCUCGUCGAACUUUGUGGAUCAACACGCAUGGACCGCGACCAUCGACUUGGUGCCUCAAUUGAGCGUCACACCAGCUGUUCAAUUCCGAGAAUGGUUAGGGGGAGAGGAGGUGAUCAACGCGUACUGUCACCAGCUGGCAAUCGCUGGUGGGAAAGGGCUUGCUGAGAUCCUGGGGACAGAGGUACUGGAUGUUACUGGCGAGUUGACACGAAACAUGACGACUGUCCGACUUCCGCUGAAAGCGGAAGGCAUAUCCGGCACGGUAUACACGCCGUCGUCACGGGGGAAAAUCAGCAAAACGUUCACGGACAGGUUGCUCACCGAGUUCAAUGUUUCCGCUACAUGUUUCUUCUACCAGGGACGAUGGUGGUGUCGCUGCUCGGCGCAGGUAUACAACGAGCUUGCGGACUUCGAAUAUAUCGGAAGAGCACUUAAGAAGUUUUGCGAGGAUAUCGAAGAGCCCAUGCUGUAG
Rhodofomes roseus is the source of this 1544-nucleotide messenger RNA. Its product is annotated as PLP-dependent transferase. The coding region runs from base 246 to 1544 and encodes 432 amino acids. The record is from RefSeq and is a predicted model, not a curated record. The transcript is spliced from 11 exons. NCBI's taxonomy places the organism in Eukaryota, Fungi, Basidiomycota, Agaricomycetes, Polyporales, Fomitopsidaceae.